GCGACAGUCGGAGCGUCGUCGACGUCGUUCUCGAGAAAAGUUUCCACGUGGAAAAGAAAAAAAAUUGGAAAAAUGUUGAUCGGGCUCGUGAGAGAAUCGGUUAUGCAGUGCUUCUGCCACACGUGCCGGGCACCACUUCCAGCUGCCGUGCACAGAAGACAAAUUCCAAUCACAAAAGUCAAAACGAAACCAAGGACAAACCAACCAAAAAGGGUACAAUUCGUGACGACCGAAGUUCGUUGUCAGGAAAAGACCAGGGGCGGAUUGCGUUAUGAGGUCAUUCUUAGCGAACCGGAAGUCAAGGCCACUCCGCCCAAAAAGCCCGUCUCACCGAAGAACAGCAUGUCCGUUCAGGAUAUCGAGGAUAAGUUGAAAGCCGCCGAGGAGCGUAGACAGCAAUUAGAAUCUAAUAAAAUCGCGGCGUUGGCGACCAAGAUGCAGAAGAUAGAGGAAGCGUCCCGGAAGAAAGACGAACAGACUACUCAAUUUAUUUCGGCCACUCGAGACGCUCUCGAGCAAAAAAUGGAGAACCACACGGAGAAGCGCGAAGCGUACAUAACGGAUUUGAAAACCAAGCUUAAGGAUCACAUCGAAAACGUAGAGAAAACCCGAUUAUCAAUCGAACAGCAGACCGACGAAGUGAGAUCGGCAAUCGAGGAGAAGCUGAAGACGGCAUCAGUCCAACGCGACGAGAAUAUCAAAAAGAUGCUGGAGCGUCUCAAGGAGCACGAAGAACAAGUGCAAAAGGUCCGGACCAGCAAUGCUCUUAAAUUCCAAAUGCUGGAAGCGGCUGUUCAGGAAAAACUCGAACAGGCACAGAACAGACGCUCACAAAUCGAGCAAGAACAGAAAGAGAAAUUGCGUAAUUAUAACUCACGCCCUUUGGAAAUAAAACAAAGCGCUGUUUCCACGUUAGAAGUGCGCAAAACUGAAGUUUCAACCCAGCUGGAAACUAAAUUAACUAUCGCCGAACAAAAACGGGAACAGGAGAUUCAACGUAAACUCGAGAUCGCCAAAAAACAUAACGAGCACUUGAUGGAAGUUAAACAGUCGAUUGAAUCCGAGGAAGUGAAAAGCAAGACUGAAAUUGUAACUAAAAUCGAAUCUAAGCUCACGACAGCUGAGCAAAACCGGGAGAAAGAAAUGCAGCGCAAAUUGGAGAACAUCAAAAAGAAUGAGAAACGAGCCGAAACGGUGCGCCAGAACAAGGCGAACAUCCUUGCUCAGAGCACUCCUUCGUCUGGUUAAAUAUCAGGAACCGUAGUUGUAUUUUCUAUUCAUAAUCAUCUGCUUUUAUCAACAAGUCUUGGGUUUUUUGCCUCAAGAUUAAUAUCAUAUUUCGAGAAGAUUAUCAGUAGUUAAGUUCUUCUCAAGUAUUGCUUUUAGACUGAAAACUUGUGAUUAUUUUAUAUUUUCAUUUGUAUUUGUUUUUAAUGGUGUAUAUUGCAUUACCAAUGCUCAUGUUUAUAAAUGGAAUCUUUUCUCGUUUCUGUAGUAUUUUUUGCAAAAGUCCAAUAUAUAAUAUAAUUAAUUAAUUAAUAUUCAUAAGCGAAUUAAUGGUAACGUUAAUUGUGUUUUUUGAAAUGACCAGCUGCUUAGCCACCUGUGAACAAUUAUAAAGCUUUAAGAUGUGUUUCGCGCACUUUUUCACGUGUAGCUAGAUAUUUAAAGAAAUGUAAAUCAAAAUUUUAUUUUUGUGUAAAUGCGAAGAUGGUUUUUUUCGAGCGAUUUGGUGAUGCGUUGACUAAAUAUUUCUUAUAGAAAAUUGCAGCUAACGCAUGUCAGUGCCAUUUUUAUUACAAAACGCUCGAACGAUUCGAUCGCAAAAACUAGGAAGUAAGGUUAUUGAUUGCAUAAAAAGUAUACAUGAUUGAAGUCUACUUUUUAAAUUUCAGUAAGGGAUGAGUAUUCGUUAAGUGUUUAUAUCACAACAUCCGCCUUGUGUAUGAACCUCGGGAAUGACUGAAACUGUGCUUUUUUGAUGUAGUUGUUUUAGUUUGAUUUGUUCACCCGAUUGGGCAAAUAAACGAAAGUAUCACUAUAAGCUUCUGUGAUGAGUUGUUUUUUUCAAAUAUAAAUUUAUAGCAGAUAUUUAGCUAAAGUGUAAAACUAGUAUUUGUGUAGUGUUCGGCAGUCACCGAUUUAUAAUGUUUCAUACGCUUUCAUGUAUAAACGAAUUCUUUGUUCAAACCAUAAGUUGUGGAAUCAUAGUAUACUGAUUAACGCUACAUUUUAACGUGUUGGUUGUAUAACAUUUGUAACGAUUUGGUUUUAGAUAUUACGUUUUGUUCUAUAAGUACUAAUGUUGCUUAAUAAAUAUUAUUAACAAUUGA
Messenger RNA from Tribolium madens (black flour beetle), 2333 nucleotides. Its product is annotated as stress response protein NST1. Gene Ontology annotation, biological process: regulation of microtubule polymerization or depolymerization; microtubule depolymerization; neuron projection development. Gene Ontology annotation, cellular component: cytoplasm; neuron projection. Gene Ontology annotation, molecular function: tubulin binding. Lineage: Eukaryota; Metazoa; Arthropoda; Insecta; Coleoptera; Tenebrionidae. The record is from RefSeq and is a predicted model, not a curated record. Bases 73 to 1248 code for a protein of 391 amino acids. The transcript has 9 exons.